Sebastes umbrosus (honeycomb rockfish) is the source of this 2801-nucleotide messenger RNA. Its product is annotated as carnitine O-palmitoyltransferase 1, liver isoform-like. Gene Ontology annotation, molecular function: carnitine O-palmitoyltransferase activity. Gene Ontology annotation, biological process: carnitine metabolic process; fatty acid metabolic process. NCBI's taxonomy places the organism in Eukaryota, Metazoa, Chordata, Actinopteri, Perciformes, Sebastidae. The record is from RefSeq and is a predicted model, not a curated record. The transcript has 19 exons. Bases 166 to 2517 code for a protein of 783 amino acids. Gene Ontology annotation, cellular component: mitochondrion.
UGCGACAUUUCCGACGGUCGCUGAAGGCAGCAUCAGCUCCAUCCAGGAGAGCAUCAGUGUAGAACAGCCAGUUGUUCAGGGCCGACAAACACCACAAUCAGAAGGUAAACUCUCCUCUUCCUGCUACUCUGGAGCCUCGACAUUUCAUACACAACAACAGUCAUCAUGGCGGAAGCCCACCAGGCGGUGGCCUUCCAGUUCACGGUCACCCCAAAUGGCAUUGAUCUGCGGCUAUCCCACCAGGCCCUCACUGAGAUCUACCUCUCUGGCGUGCGCUCCUGGAAGAAGCGCAUCAUCGGGCUGAAGAACAGCGUGAUAACGGGAGUAUAUCCUGCCAGUCCUUCCUCCUGGCUCUUUGUGGUCAUAGCAAUCCUGGCUACUAUGUACACGCGCUCCGACCCCUCCAUGGGACUCAUAGCCAAGAUACAGGAGCACCUGCCAGUCAGCCAGUCGAUGAGCUCCCAGUGCCGGACGCUGGUGUCAGCGGUGCUCUUCAGCACCAUGCUGUGGCUGUUGCUCAUCUUCACCAUGCGCAUGUGCCUCAAGCAGCUUCUCUCCUACCACCGCUGGAUGUUCGAGAAGCACGGCAAGAUGUCCAACACCACCAAAGUCUGGGUGGCGCUGGUGCGGAUCUUCUCUGGCAGAAAGCCUCUGCUCUACAGUUACCAGGGUUCGCUGCCAAACCUGCCGGUGCCUCUCAUCAAGGACACUGUCAGGAGGCACCUGGAAUCAGUGCGUCCGCUGAUGGAUGACACAGAGUAUGAACGCAUGACCAAGCUGGCGGCAGAGUUUGAGAGCAGCCUCGCUAACCGCCUGCAGUGGUAUCUCAAACUCAAAGCUCUCUGGGCCACCAACUACGUCAGUGACUGGUGGGAGGAAUACGUCUAUCUACGGGGACGUAGCCCAAUAAUGGUCAACAGUAACUUUUAUGGCAUGGACUUCAUGUAUGUGACGCCCACACCCAUCCAGGCGGCCAGGGCGGGAAACAGCCUUCACGCAUUCUUCCUAUACCGCCGCAAACUCAACAAAGAAGAAAUCAAACCUACCCUUAUACCAGGCAUUGCCAUUCCUCUGUGUUCCGCUCAGCAUGAGAGGCUAUUCAACACCACACGCAUUCCUGGAGAGGAGAUCGACACUGUGAAACAUUGGCAGGACAGUGAGCACGUAGCGGUAUACAACAGGGGUCGCUACUUUCGUCUCAAGAUGUACCAGGCGGGCAGACUCCUGUCGCCCGGGGAGAUUGAAUUCCAAAUUCAGAGGAUCCUUGAUGACCCUGCACCUUCCUCUAAAGGGGAGGCCAAACUGGGGGCCCUGACCGCUGGAGACAGAAUUCCAUGGGCUGAAGCCAGGACGAAGUAUUUCAACAGUGGGGUCAAUAAGCUCUCUCUGGACUACAUUGAGAAAGCCGCCUUCUUUGUGUCCCUGGAUGACGAGGAACAGGGCGUGAAGGCAGAUGACCCGGCUAGUUUAGAUUCAUACGCCAAAAACUUGUUGCAUGGGAAAUGUUAUGACAGAUGGUUUGACAAGUCCUUCACAGUUGUUUACUACAAGAAUGGAAAAAUGGGCUUAAAUGGAGAGCACUCGUGGGCUGAUGCACCGGUGAUAUCACACGCGUGGCAGCACAACAUGUCCACUGACUGUUUCCAGCUCGGCUACAAUGCAGAGGGCCACUGCAAAGGAGAAGUGGAUUCGUCACUACCACGACCACAGAAGCUGAACUGGGAAAUCCCUCCAGAGUGUGAGGAGCAGAUCUCUCAGUCUUUGGCGGUGGCCCAGGCCCUGGCUGACGAUGUGGACUUCCACGUUUUUGCCUUUGAAGAAUUUGGCAAAGGAAGGGUCAAGAGGUGUCGAGUCAGUCCAGACGCCUUCAUUCAGAUGGCUCUUCAGUUGGCCAACUACAGGGACCAGGGGAGAUUCUGUUUCACAUACGAAGCCUCCAUGACCCGUCUGUUCAAGGAGGGCAGGACUGAGACGGUUCGCUCCUGCACCAAUGAGAGCAGUGCCUUCGUCCAAGCGCUGGAGGGUGGAGAGGCAGCAGAUGUGUGCAGGCGUUUGUUCCAGGAAGCGGCAGAAAAGCACCAGCAUCUAUACCGCAUGGCUAUGACCGGAGGGGGCAUCGACAGACACUUCUUUUGCCUCUACCUGGUGUCCAAAUACCUCAGAGUGGAGUCUCCUUUCUUGAAAGAGGUGCUGUCUGAGCCCUGGCGGCUGUCCACCAGUCAGACUCCGAUACACGUGGAGAUGUUUGACAUCAUCAACUACCCAGAGUACGUCUCCUGUGGAGGGGGCUUUGGACCGGUGUCUGAUGACGGUUACGGGGUGUCCUACUCCUUGAUGGGCGAGAACGUAUUCAACUUCCACAUCUCGUGCAAGCACUCAUGUCCAGGCACUGAUGCCCAUAAGUUUGGUGCUCAGAUCAAACAAGCCCUGCGCGACCUGCUACAGCUGGUGUGCCCCAACCGACCAGAGCUCACCAAGACAGAGAAGAGAAGGCCAGAGUUCAAGAAAGACCUGUAGGAGGAACACUCAGGGGAAAACAGACGCUGAAGGGAAGGUGUGCAAGCAUAAAUGUUACACUAUGAAGUGAGGAGAAACGUUUUUAUUCCCCCUCAUGCAUUGGGAGAAUUUUAUAGCCAGCCAGAUGAUAUACAAGGGAACAGCUGGAGGUGAUGUUUUUACUGAUAUGCAUCUGUAUUUGUGUGUGUAUAUUAGGUGUGUGAUGGGUGUGUGAGAAGGAAAAGGGUCUGUAGAUUAACAAAUGAAGAAGUGUGAUUCAAGUACGGUGCGGUUUAUUGGUUUAG